Molecule: messenger RNA, 6829 nt
Organism: Dermochelys coriacea (leatherback sea turtle)
Lineage: Eukaryota; Metazoa; Chordata; Testudines; Dermochelyidae
Exons: 7
Coding region: 536-3187 (883 amino acids)
Source: RefSeq, a predicted model, not a curated record
CGUCCUGCCCCAGCUGAGUGCGCUGGGCGGGCGGCUCCGGGGCAGGGCCCCGUAGGGACUCGGGGGGCUCUGCAGGGGCCGAUCGCCCCGCCCCGCGCGAGCCGUUGGGCCGGGCCCGUUCCUGAGCGGGGAAGGGCCGUUUGCUCGGCGCCCCGGGCCCGAGGCCGGCUCCGCGGUGGGGACGGUGCCCCGGGCCAAGGACGCUCAUUCCUGCCACUCUCCUUGCCCUGCUUGUGUCCGUGGCACUGGCACCGGUGGUAGCGUCUCUGGGGCCGAUAGCAGUCUGAGGAUCUGGAACCACCAGCCCUGUGCCAGGGACCCCCUGUGUUUGGUGUUCCCUAGCCUUGGUCCGUGUGACCCUGGGGCUAGCCUGUGCAGUUUGUGACACCUGGAGUAGGGGCAAAGAGCACAGGCCUGCAGCCUGGCUUUGCUGGGUUGUGGUGUGUCGUGUUGUGAGGUCCCUGCGUCAGCCUGGUGCUGGGCACUGUAACCUUUCCCUAGGGAUCCUCCACCGGUCCAGCCCCCUCCUGCUGCGAUGCGCCGGGACAAACCUCAGGAACGGGCUGCCAGCUGGCCGGCUGAUCACAUCAAAGUGCUAAUUGCCUUGUGGGCGGAGGCGGCCACCUCACAUGACCUGAGCUCCCGCGGCAGGAACAGAGUUGUCUAUGAUGGCAUCUCCCAGCGCCUGGCUGAGCUGGGCAUCUAUCGCACCGGGGACCAGUGCCGGGAGAAGAUGAAAGGCCUCAAGGUGACAUAUCGCAAGGCCAAGGAGAACAAUGCAGCUGGGAGGCCGCCCAUGCGCUGCCCAUUCUACGAGGAGAUGGACCAGAUCAUGCAGCGUUGCGACAGCACGCGCUCCAGCCUCCUGGCAGAGAGCGGCGAGGGGCCUGGUGCUCCAGACAGGCAGGAGGGCACAGCUGCCCCAGAGGGCUGGGGGGCACCAUCCUUUGAGCCAUGGGAUUCCCAGGCCGCUGCUGCCUUUGAGCACUGGGAGUCCCAGGCCUCGGCCUCUGACCAUUGGGGGUCCCAAGCUGCAGCCUCAGAGAGCCAGGGGGCUGAGGAGCUGGGCUAUGUGCUCCCUGAGGCACAAGCCAUGCUGGGCGAGGUGCAGGCCGUGCAGGUGAAGGAGGAAGAGGCGUCCGCGGAUGAACUGCUGCCUGAGCCUGACCCUUCCCCAUCGGCAUCAGUAGAGCCCCAACCGGCCUCCCGGAAGCUGGUCUCAGCGCUGGACCGGCUCGUGCACCUCCGGGCCAGGAAGCGCAAGGUGCGGGAGGAUGGGCCACUGGAGACUGCACGGGGCCCCAGCCAGAAGCAUGGGCGCAGCCAGCUGGAGUUGAAACGGGCGAGGCGCGCUGGCGCCUGGAGGGCGGAGGAGAGGCAGAGCCUUGCCGAGUUCAUCCAGCAUGACCGGGAGAUGCGGCGGGAGGACCGGGAGUUCCAGGCCCAGCUCCUGGAGAAGCUCUUCCAGAAGCAGCUGGAGAUGGUGGGGGCCCUGGCCCAGCCUGCACCCCCACUGCAGGAACCAGAGCCAGUGGCACGGGAGGGUGCUGGACUCCAGUUCCAUGCUCUACUGGAGCAGGCGGUGCAAGUGCAGGCCAAGGGGCAGGAGGCUGAGACAGCCGGCCCCGCCCCUGUGGGAGCCUUGGAGCGAGCAGGGAAAGCACCCCCAGCCGUGCAGUACUGGACGGCAGAUGAGAUCCUGCGCUGGCUGGUGCCGCAGCAGCCGCUGAAUGGGCAGCAGCCUUGGGGCGAGCGCUGUCGGGAGGGGCUGCUGGGCCCCCUGGCCUCACGGGGAGAUGGAGAAGGGGGUGAGAAUGAGAUGGAUCUCGCCUCCUCCAGACGAGUGACUGACACCUGCCAGGGGCCUAAAGGCCUCCGGGGAGCCCGACUCCUCCCUCCCCUCGGCAGGGAAGCCCAACAGACCCACGCCAGCCUGGAUGCCAGUGAGGCUGGUGACGGUGCCAAGGUGAAGGGAGCUGUCCUGCGCCGCCACGACACAGAGACGCAGCGCCAGCGCUUCAGGGGCUUCCGCUACCAGGAUGCCGAAGGGCCUCGGGAGGUUUACGGCCGCCUGUGGGAACUUUCCCAUCGCUGGCUGCAGCCAGAGACCCGCACCAAGGAGCAGGUGCUGGAGCUGCUGGUUCUCGAGCAGUUCUUGAGCCUCCUGCCUGAGGAAAUGCAGAGCUGGGUGCGGGAGCGUGGCCCAGAGAGCAGCCAGGAGGCCGUGGCCCUGGCAGAGGAUUUCCAGCUUGUUCCCCAGAAGCCCGGAUGGCAGUCCCAGGUGCGGGUGCCAGCCCAGGAAGGGGCCAGGGAUGUCGGUGCAGCGCAGCGGGCCCUGCUGGCCGAGCGGCAGAGGGUGCACCGGAGGGCCAGCGGGCAGGAGAACGGUUGGAACUGCAGCUCGUUGGCUGCCACGCCGUGUGCCCCGCUGGUGCGGAGACCAAGCUUGGGGGCAAUUGAGCCAGCUGCUCCCCAGCCCCUGCACAACAGAGCGGGCACCAGGCAGGGACAGCAAGUGGAGAAUGGCUUAGAGCCACUGCAGAGCACCGGGCACCUGCAGCAAGCGGAGAAGAACACUGUCUCAGUGUCACGCCCAGCAGCUGGGAAGGCGACUGAGCUAUGCGGUGCUGGCCCAGGAGGGCACGUGGGGACGGACGGCGUGCUACAGGGCAGAGCCACCAUUCAAGGGGGCAGCAGCAUCUCGGAAGCUCAGAAUGGGGCUCCGUGUGAGCAGCAGAUACCCACUAGCCUUAUGCGGAUGGAGCGCACCGGCUCCAAGGGCAGCAGGGCCUGCGGCGCCCUGCCCAGGAGCGCCGGCUGUGCAUCCCCGGAGCUGGAUGGCCCCUUGCUCGGGACCCUUCUGGAGACAUCCUUGGACUCCCCAUGGGACAGAGAGGGCAGCACAGACAGGGCACCGGAGGGUGGCACAGCAUGCCUAGGGGCACAGCCCCGCUGCCUGAGCUGUACAGUACUGCGGGCUGAUCUGGACGCUACGCGGGAGGAGCUGAGAAUUACCCAAGCUUCCACCCUGUACGGGCUGAGCGGCACCCACUUGCAGGGCCUGGCUGAGGCCCUGGGCACCAUCUCGCGCAUCCUGAACGACAGGAGGCCGACAACGAACAAACCCCCCUGGGGUGCAGCCGAGAGCCCUGGCAUGGCUGUACCCCAACAGACACAUCUCUCCUGAAGCCCAAGUGCCUGGUGAGCAGCUGGCCGUGGCCCACCGCCAAGGAGCUCGCACGUUCAGCAGCAGUAUCAGCGGCCCCAGGGAGAAGGUGAUGACCUCCCACUAGAUCCCAGAGCUGCUAGCAUCGAGCCCCAUACUCGUGGCAGCACCUGCAACAGGGAGGCCUUGGACAGAACCUGAGGGACGCUGGGCCAACUGCCUGGGGGUGUUGAGAGCUGGAUCCAGCGGGGCCUGUGCGGAGCCAGGGGAGCUGGCGUCUCGUCACUGGACUUUCCAGGGAGCCUUUCCUACUCCACUAGCUUUUUGAUACAAUGUCCCCAAAGCCCUCUACUUCCCCUUCACAUCUCAGGUUGGUCUCAAUAAAGCAAUGUGCAGAGCUCCAGGCCCGGGGAUGUGGUGCCUGCAAAUGGGAGGAAGUGGCUGUGUCAGGGAUUCCCGAGUGCACCAUGGCUCAUCCUGAUCUCCCUAGGUAUGGCAGGGCAUGGUCUCAGUACACAGCCUGCCUUUCUGGGCACCCAGUUGGUGAGGGAAGCCCCCAGCCAUAGGGCACCACUGGCUGCUGCUAGGGGAGGGAGCCUGUCAGGGGAGUGUCCAGUUAGUUCAAUCAGGAGAAAGUUCAGGCGUGACUUGAGCCCUGUCUGUAUGUACCUAGGUGAGAAACAACUCUACAGUAAUGGCCUGUGCAGAGGGUCGAGAAAGUUCUGGGGCUGGAAGUUGAAGGUGGACUAAUUCAGCCCGGAAAUAAGGUGUCAGUUUUUAAUGUGACAGCAAAGAACCAAGGAACUGUUUCCCAAGGGCCAUGGUGGCUUGUCUUUUGCUGUCGAUUUGUAAAUCAAGAUGGGCUGUUCUAAACACUCUUGCUCUAGGACUAAUGUUGGGGUCAUUCGUGACCUGAGCUAUGCAGGAGGCCAGACUAGGUGAUCACAAUGAUCCCUUCUGGCCUUGGUAUUGAUGACCCCAACGGUCGAGGGGCUGGGAUUAAAGCAGCUGACUUGGGGAAGGGGUCACGGCUUUCUGCUACUUCUCCUCCUCUCCCUGCCAAUUAACCAUGCUCCGUGCCAAUCCAUCCCCUACCAGCCACUCAGCUGGUGCUUGCUCAGGCUGUACAAGUCGUAACACAAGCCUGUCGCAUGUGGUGUCGUCUGUCACGUUUUUCAGAGUAGAGAAGCAGGAGCCUCUGUUCACGGGGAGUCUGGGAAAUCCCUCCAGGAGCAUGGUGGGGGGGGGGGGUUCCUGAUGAUGCAUUAGCCAGGAGGCUGGGAAAUUGCUGCAGUGGCACAGCAGGUGUUUUGGACACUGGGUUAAUGGUGAAGCUGGGAAAUUCCCCCCCCCCCCGCCCCCAUGGCAAUUGGGUGUUGGGGUAGUGGGGAGGCUGGGGAAUCCCUCUAGCGGCAUGGUGGAUAUUUUGGGAUGUUGUUUUAGGUGGGAGGCUGGGAAAUUCCCCCCCCCCCCCCCCCCCCGAGCCACGGAGUGCGUUUCUCAUUCAAUUUGAGACAGGUUGUAAAAGUGGGAUCUAUUCAGCAGUGCAGUGAGUGGGAACAAAACCAUGAGGCCUCAGUCAGAAUGGACUUUGAAUGGUGUUCGCAAAUCAAGGCCCCUGCAGUGACCAGCAUGGACCCCAGCACAUGGCCAGAGCCCCCAGAACACCCCACUGGAACCUCAGCCAGUCAAGUAUCCUGCCCAUUAAAAAUGACUGGUCUGUGCUGGCAUGGGAGAAUGCACCACAUUUAUUCCAGGGAUGCCACUGGCUCCUUGUGCCAGAGGAGUAUCGCCCAUGUGUGGGGCAGAUAGGGGGAAGGGACCCCUCAGGCUCUGCCAGAGGAAUAUCAGAGAGCCCCUUUGGUUUCGGCUCUCUUCAGCCCAGGUCACUUCCCCCUUGUGGCUGCAGAAGAGAUGCAUGAGGGUGUUGGGUUAGUGGGGAGGCUGGGGAAUCCCUCCAGCAGCAUGGGUGUUUCAGACCCUGGGUUAGUGAUGAAGCUGGGAAAUCCCCCCUUCCACAGUGGCCCUGGCACACCUGGCUCUCAGCUCUGCUGGUUGCACAUUGGCAGCUCUCUCAGCCUGUGCUGGGAUUAGUGCCACACUUCGGCUGCCUCGGAGACGGGCCAGCAGCUCUCGAGCCGACACUUUCCUUCCUGGGGCCUUUGCCUGUGUUAGGGUCUGCUGGAGGGAGCGUGCUGGCCUAGGGCUCUGCCUCCUGCUUGCCUGGCACUGGGACGUUGGUUCUAGGUGCAUGGGGCAGAGUUUAGGACCAGUCAUCAUGGGUGAGGCUGGCACGGUAAAGGCUUGCAGGGAGAUGCUCAUGCAGGCUUGUAGCACCCCUCUUGCCCACCUGGGCUUCACAGCCAGAGAAUGCCUGGCUGGACUGGCCACAUGGCAAACACGCUUCUUUGGGUUCAGCUGGAGGGAAACACCCUAGUACUGUGCUAACCAAUGGCUGUUAACCCCCCCCCCCCCCACAGGACUAGAGGAGUUGGAGACAUAACUGGUGAGGAGAGUUUCUCCAAACCAGCAGCAGGGUAACGUCUGAUCCUGACCCCAGGUGGGGUGGAAUUGGGCAGGGCGGGAGGGCUCAGCGGAGCCUAGCAAAGUGGGGCAGUAGACCUUGGUGUAGUGCAGAAGGGCCUUGCCAGGCAUGGUGGGGCUGGUCCGCAUAAGUGCGGGGAGGGAACUAUUUCUCCACCCUCAGAUAAUACUUUGCUUCCCCCAACCCUCCACCGCUGCUUUGCUCCCAGAACAGCUGUGGGGGGCGACUGCAGCACAUGGCGACGGGCACGGAGCUGUGGAACUGCUCAGCCGGGGUGCCCCCCGGAGGAAUUCCCCAGAGCUCUGAGCAGGCAUAUGAAGUCUGCAUGGCUUCACGGCUCUGGGAUGCUGCCCCCCAGCACAGAUAAGCCCCUCCAUGCCCCCCUGCCAUCCCCGGAAGGCACCAAUAUGCCCCUGCAGCCUCUUGGGGGGAAGGGGGGCUGGACAGCAUGUGGCUCUGUGCAGUGCCCCUCGCAGCUCCCAUUGGCCGCAGCUCCCAUUGGCCACAGCUCCCUGUUCCCAGCCAAUGGCAGCUGUGGGGGCAGUGCAUGGAGGGAAACCCCUGGCCCCGCCCGCCUACCCCUCCCUGCCAUGCUGGCCACUUCUGGGAGUGGCACAGGUCCAGGGCAGGCAAUGAACCUGUCUUAGCAGCAGCCCUGCUGCGCGGCCGGAGAUCGUGAUCGACUGGGAGAUCCUCUAGGAUCGACCAGUCAAUUGCAAUCAACCGGUUGGUGACCACUGCUUUAGAGGUUUAGGCUUCUCCCAUGAACAAAUGAGCCAGCGAAGCAGCUUAGCAAAAUCAACAAACCUACCCUGCUAUUUACAUUAGGAGGAUAAUUGAUGCUGAAUACUGCAGCUGACAGAAUGUGAUAUAAACAAAUAUCGCACAGAAAAAAUGUUUCACUGCAGUAUUUUCCACAGAAAUUGAAAUUAGGGGGUAUGUUCAAAUAUACAGGGGGAGGGGGGAGGACUGAUGAGGGGGGAGACUGUUAGGGCAAAGAUGGGCUAUAUGGCACCAUAGUAAAAACUGAAAAAUGUUUCACAACCAUUUUAUUAGAUUUAACUCAUGUUUUUAAAUCAUCCCACAAAUUAAAGUUGGCUAUACAAGCCUACUAUGAA